AAUUCAAUGACCACAUCUGGCAAAAUAUCUCGGCUGAAGGUAGAGAUUUUAUUUCGAAAUUGCUCGUUUAUCUACCAUCUGGUAGAAUGGAUGUUAAAACAGCACUACGUCACCCAUGGUUCCAUCUUUUGGAGCGACGACGUGAUGAUGAAUAUCAAAUUACAACGGAUCGCCUACGCAACUAUCACAAUAUGUAUCGCGAUUGGUAUUCAAAUGCAUCGUGUCGCAAUUAUUAUCGCCGUCGACCUAUUUCCGGUGCUUUUACACAUCCAUCACGAAUGGUAUAUCCACCAGGCGAUUAUUAUACACCAGAACCUACACCAGAACCAGUGCGCGAACCUCGAAAACGUAUUCCAUGGGAAGAUAAAUUAAAUAAAUUCCACCAUCCAGAUUACGAACUUGGUUUGAUUAGUAGUGAAAGUCAUUACCAAUAUGGUCCCGAUACAUAUCUAUUGCAGUUGCGUGAUACCGAUUUCCCAGUGCGUUUGCGUGAAUACAUGAAAGUUGCACAUCGACGUUCACCAGCUUUCGCUCUUAAUGAGUAUGGUGUUGAUUACAGUUUGCCAAUUAUUCGGGAAAGAAGACGCUUUACUGAUAUUAUGGAUGAGGAAAUUGAUGAUGAACGUAAAGCAAGAAUUAAUCGAUAUGGUUCUAACGACAGUUACACAAUUCGCCGUCUUCGUACUGAAUUGGGAACACGAUUGGAUUCGUACAAUGAAGCCGAAGCGAUGAUUGAAUCGAAACGUGAAGGAUAUCCACCAUUCUUCCGAGAAAAGCCACAGCAAUUGGCUAUAACUGACAAUGAGCCAGCUCAAUUGCAAUGUUUUGCUGUGGGUGAUCCAACACCAAAUGUUCAAUGGUUCAAGAACGAUAUGGUGUUACAGGAAACUAAACGUAUUAAGAUUAUCAUUGAUGACGAUGGUCGUUCAAUUGUUCGUUUCCAACCAGCUUCUCAUUACGAUGUUGGAAUUUACAAUGCAAGAGCCCGAAACAAAAUCGGUCAGACUGUUGCAAGAGCACGUGUUGUCCUUGCUGCUUUGCCCGAUGCACCCGAUUCACCAGAAAUAGCAAAAGCUAGUGAUACUGAAAUUUUGCUACGCUGGAAACAACCUCGUGAUGAUGGACACUCGUCUGUCUUGUGCUACAGUCUUCAGUACAAAAAGUCAAGUAGCGACAAUUGGAUCGAUGUCGCCGAUAAUAUCGAUCACGAAUUCUACUUAUUACGUAAUUUAGAUGAGAAGACCAAUUAUCAAUUCAGACUGGCCGCCAGAAAUCGAAUUGGUUGGAGUGGAAUGGGCAUACCAAAAACCGGAACUACAGAUGCUAGCGGUGCACCAAAAAUUCAAAUUACCAAAGCCAUGAAACAUCUCCAACAAUUAACUGAUUCUGGCCAUAAAAUCACCGGUGACAUCGACAGACAUGAAGUUGAUUACAGUUUGGAACGCUAUGCUUUUGACUGGAAAAUGGAGUCUCAUCUACAAGAGAAAUAUAGCUUUAUUUCAGAAAUUGCCCGAGGAAAAUUCUCCAUUGUUGUAAAAGGUGUUGAAAAUGCAACCGAUAAAGUUGUAGUAGCCAAAGUGUUUGAUUUUAAUGCAGCUACAGAAGAGGCUGUCCAAAAUGAAUUUGAAACGUUCAGAACAUUACGACACGAACGAAUCCCCGCAUUAUUGGCUGCUUUUAAAUUACCAAAUCUUCCAGUUGGCAUACUUAUUCAAGAAAAACUACAAGGGGCUGAUGUACUUACAUAUCUUAGUAGUCGUCACGAAUAUAAUGAGCAACAUGUUUGUACAAUCAUCACUCAAAUACUGGACGCACUGCAAUAUUUGCACUGGCGUGGCUAUUGUCACUUGGACAUUCAACCAGAUAAUAUUGUUAUGGCAUCGGUCCGUUCUGUUCAAAUCAAAUUAGUUGAUUUUGGAGCAGCUCAUAAAAUAUCAAAAGUUGGAACCGAGGUACGAGUGCCAAAGAACGUAUGGUUGGAUACAGCCGCGCCAGAAAUUAUUAACAACGAACCAGCAUUCCCACAAACUGACAUCUGGUCUGUGGGUGUACUUGCUUAUGUUUUACUCUCGGGCACGAGUCCAUUCCGUGGAUCGACACACGAUGAAACCAAACAAAAUAUAUCAUUUGUUAGAUAUCGCUUUGAUAAUUUGUAUAAGGAAAUAACGCAAGAAGCAACCCGAUUCAUUAUGUUCGUCUUCAAGCGCGCACCAAACAAACGUCCAUAUUCUGAAGAAUGUCACGAACACCGGUGGUUAGUCUCCUCGGAUUACAUGAUAAAGAAAAGAGAACGAGCUGUAUUUUUAGGAAAUCGUUUGAAAGAAUUCUCUGAGGAUUAUCAUGCGAAAAAAUCACUUGAUGCAACUGUAUCAGAAAAUGUUGCAGGCUCAAUAAUUGGCGGUCGCACGCUCAUGAGAUCAAAUAGUAUACAAGAUGAAUUGCUAACCACAUUCUGAUUUACAUAAUUUUAUUAAUAACCAAAACCAAUUAUAAUUAAAUCAAAUCAUCACACAAACAAAUGCGCUAUACAUUUUUUUGUUACAGCCAUAUUUAAACGUUUUAAUUCUUUUCCUGUGAAAAUAUGGAACAAAUAGUUGAAUAAAAUGCUAUAUAUUAUUAAAUUGUA
Molecule: messenger RNA, 2626 nt
Organism: Contarinia nasturtii (swede midge)
Lineage: Eukaryota; Metazoa; Arthropoda; Insecta; Diptera; Cecidomyiidae
Product: obscurin-like
Exons: 6
Coding region: 87-2456 (789 amino acids)
Biological process (GO): protein phosphorylation
Molecular function (GO): protein kinase activity; ATP binding; protein binding
Source: RefSeq, a predicted model, not a curated record